Messenger RNA from Ichthyophthirius multifiliis, 495 nucleotides. RefSeq lists its product as hypothetical. Gene Ontology annotation, molecular function: structural constituent of ribosome; mRNA binding. Gene Ontology annotation, cellular component: ribosome; cytosolic large ribosomal subunit. Gene Ontology annotation, biological process: translation; maturation of LSU-rRNA from tricistronic rRNA transcript (SSU-rRNA, 5.8S rRNA, LSU-rRNA). The record is from RefSeq and is a predicted model, not a curated record. The transcript has 2 exons. NCBI's taxonomy places the organism in Eukaryota, Ciliophora, Oligohymenophorea, Hymenostomatida.
AUUAAAAAUGGAUAAAAAAGUCAAAGUAUUUAAGCUUAGAAGUUAAGAUGAAAAGCAAUUGACAUCAGAUAUCUAAAAACUUUAAGAUGAACUUUCCUAAUUAAGAGUUGCAAAAAUUGCAGGAGGUACAGCAAACAAACUUGGAAAAAUAAAAUUAGUAAGAAAAUCUAUUGCUAAAUAUUUGACAAUUAUUAAUGAAAAAAGAAGAACUGCCGUAAAAUAAGAAUUUAAAGGAAAAUCUUUGAAACCUUUAGAUCUCCGUAUUAAAAAAACUAGAGCAAUUAGAAGAUAAUUAACAAAAAUUAAAGACAAAGUAUACUUUUAAGAUAAUAAAAAGUAAAAGAUAAUUUCUCAUUGAGAAAAUAUGCUUUAAGAGCAUGAUUUUUUUAUAAAUAAUUUCAUAAAAUGGAAAAUAAAAUAUUUAUUGUUUUUUGUUUUUUAUUUAUUCUAACUUUUCUCCCUGUUUUUUUAUUUAAAUUUACUGUAAAUUAAAAA